Aspergillus steynii IBT 23096 is the source of this 1370-nucleotide messenger RNA. RefSeq names its product acetolactate synthase regulatory subunit. Gene Ontology annotation, biological process: branched-chain amino acid biosynthetic process. The coding region runs from base 87 to 1061 and encodes 324 amino acids. Gene Ontology annotation, cellular component: acetolactate synthase complex; mitochondrial nucleoid. NCBI's taxonomy places the organism in Eukaryota, Fungi, Ascomycota, Eurotiomycetes, Eurotiales, Aspergillaceae. The transcript is spliced from 2 exons. The record is from RefSeq and is a predicted model, not a curated record. Gene Ontology annotation, molecular function: acetolactate synthase regulator activity.
CCCCAGUCGACGGUCUCACCUCCUCUCAGUCCUAUCUCCCCCUCAAUUUGCUUGCCUGUCGGUUGCAGGUAACCAUCCGGGAGAUCAUGGCUUUCCGGCGUCCCCUGAUGCUGUCGUCGACAGCGUCGGCGCCUCUCCGGUCCGUGGCCUGCAAAACUUCUGGUGUCGCAGCCACGCUUCCCCGAUUCACCACCUCUCGCGCCUCGUCCAGUUCGACCUCCGCCCUCGCCUACAAGGCGCUGCAUCGCCGCUCUCCCCUUCCUCUACCCGUGUCGGAUGCCUCCCCGCAAUGGGACGCUCCCACGGCCGUCUCGUCGAUUCUGUACGAGACCCCCGUUACUCCGACCAACCCGCCGAAGCGGCACGUUCUGAACUGCCUGGUGCAGAACGAGCCCGGUGUGCUCUCCCGUGUGUCGGGAAUUCUGGCAGCCCGAGGCUUCAACAUCGACAGCUUGGUCGUCUGCAACACCGAGGUUGAGGACCUGUCCCGUAUGACCAUCGUGCUGCAGGGUCAAGACGGUGUCGUCGAGCAGGCCCGUCGGCAACUAGACGAUCUCGUCCCCGUGUGGGCCGUGCUCGACUACACGGAUUCGGCGCUGGUGCAGCGUGAGCUGCUCCUGGCCAAGGUCAGCAUCCUCGGCCCCGAGUUCUUCGAGGAGCUGCUCCAGCACCACCGCGAGAUCACUACCCCCGGCGAGACCGUCGAGGGCCAGAAGGAGAAGGGCGAAGUUCAGGCCCGCAAGCCCGAAUACCACCCUCGCAACCUGCCUCACAGUCAGGCGUUGAGACACAAGCACGAGCAUCUCGAUGCCAUCACCCGCUUGACUCAUCAGUUUGGCGGCAAGGUUUUGGACAUCAGCACCAACAACUGCAUUGUGGAGAUCUCGGCCAAGCCCUCCCGUAUCGAUUCUUUCAUGAAGCUCAUCGGCCCCUUUGGUAUCCUGGAGUCUACCCGAACCGGUCUGAUGGCUCUGCCUCGCUCUCCCCUCUCGGAGCCCCAUGAGGAGAUCGAGAAGGAGGCCGCUGACGUCGUCGAUGCCAGCACCCUUCCUCCCGGCUAAAAGAAGAACCUAUGCCCGAUAUGAAGAAAUUUGUUUUAAAGCAGCUAGUUCCAUUGUAACAUUUGCCCAAUGCUUCGAGAAUCAGGUAUUCUGGACUCCUGCAUUCUGUUUCUCUAAUUAUUCCUGUAUCUUUUAAUUGUCCAUCGGCUCCAGUUCUGAACCCAAUUGGAUGCUGUGAAUGCAUACCUCAUUGGUCUUGUACCUUUCUCAGUGAAUUGAAACAACAUCCUUGUAUUAAGGUGAUCGUGAAGAUUAGACAUCGUCCUGGUGCAAAAUUUCCAAAAGAAAACGUUUCAAAGACACCAAUAU